AUGAAUGGUGGUAAUGAUGAUGCAGAUGAAAUGCUGGAUAGUGGCUCGAGCAUAAGCCUUGAGUUGAAUGAAGAAGCUACUACCCAACCAAAUGGAAUAUUAAUCACGCUUGAACCAUCUGCUUUUGAUGAAAACGUUUCAAUUGGUAAUAAAACACAAUGUGGGGUGACAGACAAGGAUAAAAAUGGCGGAAUUGGGUUUCUAGCAAGUGCCAACUUCUCAACCGACUCAAUUGCCAAUUUCUCAACCGACUCAAUUGCCGAUGCUACAAUAUUGGAUAAUAAUAAUAAUAAUAAUAAUAACCUACAAACAAUCAAUGUACAAACGCCCAAAAGAUUUAGCAACUCGCUAUCAAAUCUAUCAUCUUCACCUCAGUUGGCGCCGUCUUCACAAUACUCUUCCCAUUCCGGCCGCUCAAGACCAUUGUCGGCAUUUUUAAUGGACUCUGCUAAUUUCAUAAAGGAGGAUGGUUUAGAGAAUAACGAAGCAGACACCACCGCUUCAUAUGCAAGAAACUCAUUUCUGGGUACCGGUACCAGAUUGGACUACUCACAAUCUCAGCAGCAAUACGCAAUGAUGAAUCCAGAGCAGCUGAGUGGCCAAAACCACCGUUCACCGUCUUCUCCAACAAGAUCAACCUCACCUGUACGAAUCACUCGACAGUAUAGGGCCAAAUCACCAGUGCGAAGGAGUUCUUCGCCAAGGAAGUCGAAACCAUUCAAUUUCCAGCCACAGGAAUUGCUGAUUAACAGUAAUAGCUCUAAUCAGUCGCUACAUGUAAAACCAGCUCACAGGAAAGGUCACAAGUACAAGCACUCGUCAAUUUCAAUGAAUUUAUUUCAGGAACCAUCUCCAGCUUCCAUCACUGAUACUCAGCUAAAGGCUAUACCCGACCUGUACCCAAUUCCAAACUAUAAAGAAGCUUUUUCCUCGAUUACAAAAAAUCAAAAGUUGAGGUUACUAUGGGUUUCUAUUCAUUUUGUAUCAUCUAUUAUUGUUUUCAUUACAGGGUACAAACUAGGACAAAGUUCCUUAUCAACAUUAGCACACUUGAUUUUUUACGACUCCUUGGGGUCCUUAUUUAUUGUUCUUGUGGACGUGAUGGCGAACUUUGAAGUGUGGGGCAAUUCCUCGAUUGCCUAUCCUUUCGGUUUAGAGCGUCUCGAAGUAUUGGUUGGAUUUGGAUUGAGUGCGUCAUUGGUGAUGCUUGGGUUUGAUUUGCUCAGUCAUUUUAUGGAGGAGUUUGUUCUUUCUUGGGUUUCUCAUGAUAAUCAUACAGAACACGAACAUUUGUCGCAUCAUGUGCAUGAAGAAGAUCUGGGCUCGAUAACUAAUGUUUUUGCUUAUGAAACUGUUUUACUAUUCACACUAGUGGUGUCGUUAAUUUCUUCAAAUUUGAUAUUGGCGUACGAUCGGAUUAAUGAAUUAUUGAACUCACCCGAAAAGAAACCGUAUUCAAAUGGUAUGACUCAGAAUGUUUUACUAGAGCAGCAGCAGCAGAAACAACAACAACAACAACAAAAGGAGAUGAAGGAAUGGCGAAUUUUCAAAGUUAUUAGCGCCUGGAGAAAUUAUCCAACGCAUUUGGUCACAAUAACAUAUACCUUGUUUUUGGUAAUUAUACCAUUAGUUCCCGAAACUUUAAUCAAAGAUUUAGCUUAUGACAUGAACAAGUGUGCAACUUUUCUAGUUGCCAGUCUACUAUGCUACAAUGGAUGGAGUCUUGUCAAAUCCCUAGGGGAGAUUUUAUUAUGUGCUUUUCCUUAUUCUGAUUAUCAGUAUAGUAUAAUCAAGUCUAGAAUAAUUGAGCAAAUUUUAGAAUUGGACUAUUUUAGAAAGGAGUACCAUAUUAAGAAAUUGGUUGUGACAAAAUUCAACUACAACUUAUAUGUUAUUGGUGUAUCAAUCGAAAUGAAAGGAGCCGAUACUGAUGAAGAAGCCAGAAUGAGGUUUGCUGUUAAUAAAGUGAUUAGAAAUGAAAUCAAAGGAUUAGAAAACGGACUCAGAGAGUUGAAUCUAGAGACUACUAUAACUAUUGAUAGAUUCUAA
This is a messenger RNA of Lodderomyces oxycetoniae, 2049 nucleotides long. Its product is annotated as Zn(2+) transporter. The transcript has a single exon. Lineage: Eukaryota; Fungi; Ascomycota; Pichiomycetes; Serinales; Debaryomycetaceae. Bases 1 to 2049 code for a protein of 682 amino acids. The record is from RefSeq and is a predicted model, not a curated record.